Molecule: messenger RNA, 1556 nt
Organism: Pistacia vera
Lineage: Eukaryota; Viridiplantae; Streptophyta; Magnoliopsida; Sapindales; Anacardiaceae
Product: UDP-glycosyltransferase 76B1-like
Exons: 2
Coding region: 58-1449 (463 amino acids)
Molecular function (GO): UDP-glycosyltransferase activity
Source: RefSeq, a predicted model, not a curated record
UCUUUAAAAGUUUAAAUAAAGUGAGAAGUUGAGAAACAGGGUAGGUAACAAGAUUCCAUGGAGAACCAAAUAGAGUCUCCUGUGCAACAAAGGAAAAAACGCAGAGUGAUACUCUUUCCACUGCCUUUGCAAGGUCACAUAAACCCCAUGCUUCAGCUUGCAAAUAUUCUUUAUGGCAAAGGCCUUUCCAUAACAGUAAUUCACACCAACUUCAACUCUCCAAACACUUCCAACUACCCUCACUUUGAUUUCUGUUCAAUCCCAGAUGGCUUACUGGAAGUUGGAGCCUCAACGUCGGAUGUCAUAGCUCUUGUUACACUCCUGAAUGUUAAUUGUGUGGUGCCUUUUCGGGAUUGCUUGGCUAAGUUGCUGUCAAAUGUUGAGGAAGAGUCUAUUGCUUGCCUAAUCACAGAUGCCGUCUGCCAUUUCACUCAAGCUGUUGCUGAUAGCCUUAAGCUUCCGAGGAUAGUGUUACGAACCAGUAGUAUCUCUUCCUUUCUUGCUUUUGCAGCCACUUCACUUCUACAUGAAAAGGGUUUCUUCCCCAUUAAAGGUUUUCAUUUUCUGUCAGAUCUUGGAUCAGAAGCACCAAUGCCAGAGUUUCCAUCAAUAAGAGUGAAAGACAUUCCUUUGAUUGAAACACGUGAUGCAGAGAAAUUUUAUCAAUUAUUAAUGAGCAUGAUGAGUCAGAUCAAGGCCUCUUCAGGAUUGAUAUGGAACUCCUUUCAGGACCUUGAGCAAGAUGUACUGCCUACAUUAGAGCGUGACUUUCGCAUUCCAAUAUUCCCAAUAGGCGCAUUUCACAAGUAUUUUCCAGCUUCUUCAAGCAGCUUACUUACCCAAGACAAAAGUUCAAUUUCCUGGUUAGACAAACAAGCACCUAAAUCAGUACUUUAUGUAAGCUUUGGAAGCAUUGCCGCCGUUAAUGAGACUGAAUUUUUGGAGAUAGCUUGGGGGUUAGCCAAUAGUGGGGUACCAUUUUUGUGGGUGGUUCGGCCAGGAUUAGUCCGUGGAUUCGAAUUGCUUGAACCACUGCCCAAAGGGUUCCUGGAAAUGCUAGAUGGAAGGGCACAUAUAGUGAAAUGGGCUCCCCAACAAGAAGUGCUAGCUCAUCCUGCUACAGGAGGAUUUUGGACACAUAAUGGUUGGAAUUCCACAUUGGAAAGCAUAUGCGAAGGGGUACCAAUGAUUUGCCAGCCUUGUUUUGGUGAUCAAUUGGUGAUUGCAAGAUAUGUCAGUCAUAUUUGGAGAGUUGGGUUGCACUUAGAAAAGAGGCUGGAAAGAGGGGAGAUAGAAACAGCAAUUAGAAGAGUAAUCCUGGAGGCUGAGGGCCAGGAAAUGAGAGACAGAAUUAUGCAGUUGAAGGAGAAAGUGGAUGUUUCUCUAAGGCAAGGAGGUUCUUCAUAUCAAUCACUAGAGAGCUUGAUUAGUUACAUAGAAUCAUUCUAGUUUUUUCCAAUCUUAUCUUCAUUGCUUCUCAAAUAAGUUAUUCAAUGUAAUAAUCAACUUUAUGUGAUGAUGAUAACAACUUUAAUAAAACUUCAAUUUAUUGUAAA